AUGAAUACAUUAAAAGAAGUAUCACCAUCAAUUGUUAAACAUGCAAAUGAUCAAUGGGUUAAAAGUUUAUCUACUGGAAAUGGAACAGGACCAUCACCAGGUGAUAAUCCAAUGGCACCAUACGUUAUAACUCACGUUUCACAAGUACAACCAUCAAGACAACAAAUAGAAUCAUUUGAAACUCGUAGAAAUCAAUUAGAUAAACUUAUGCCACCAGGUAAAAAAUUAGAAACCUUUACUUGUUUCUUCAAUCCAACUUCUGAAAGUCAAUUAAAAAAGAUUUUACAAGUUGGUUGGAAAGAGACAUUUGGUGGUAACCCAGAUCAAUUAGUAUUUAUUACAAAUGCAAAUGAAGCAGCACAUGCAAAUAGAGUUCAAUUUUAUCAAACUUUUAUAGUUAGAGUUUGUUUAGGUAGAGAGGGAAUUGAUUAUAGUCAACCAAGUAAAGGUCAUAUUAAAAUUAAAGAUUUGGAUGGAAUUUCAACUUCAUUCGUUGUGACUUAUAGAAAUUCCAAUGACCCAACUCCACCACAAUCACCAAUGAAAGAGAGAGCUGCAACUUCAACUGCUUCAACUUCAAAUCCAUCUUCUGCAAAUUCAACACCAACAAAAUCAAAUGCUGUCACAACUUCAACUUCUGUCGCUUCUCCAACAAAAUCAAAUGCUGUACCAAGUGGUUUAAUUGGUAAUGGUAUCACUUGUCCAUCUUGUCAACGUCAAAAUGCUGGAAAUACUCGUUAUUGUAUUAGAUGCGGAAGUUCACUUUAA
This is a messenger RNA of Dictyostelium discoideum AX4, 768 nucleotides long. RefSeq lists its product as hypothetical. The coding region runs from base 1 to 768 and encodes 255 amino acids. The record is from RefSeq and is a predicted model, not a curated record. The transcript is spliced from 2 exons. Lineage: Eukaryota; Evosea; Eumycetozoa; Dictyosteliales; Dictyosteliaceae.